Molecule: messenger RNA, 4928 nt
Organism: Paraphaeosphaeria sporulosa
Lineage: Eukaryota; Fungi; Ascomycota; Dothideomycetes; Pleosporales; Didymosphaeriaceae
Product: RING zinc finger protein-like protein
Exons: 5
Coding region: 1-4848 (1615 amino acids)
Biological process (GO): ribosome-associated ubiquitin-dependent protein catabolic process; rescue of stalled cytosolic ribosome
Cellular component (GO): RQC complex; cytosol
Molecular function (GO): ubiquitin protein ligase activity; zinc ion binding; ribosomal large subunit binding
Source: RefSeq, a predicted model, not a curated record
AUGAGCAAGCGACCGAACAAGGCCCAAGCCAGCAGCGCCCGGGCUGCAUCGAGCGCAUUCGGUGCGUUCGGUUCAUCGACGCCCGCCUUCAGCACCAGCUCGUCACAGCUCUCCCACGUAACAGAGCCACCCGACCUCUCGACCAUAUCCGACGCAAAUGUUGUCGUGUACUUUAAAAACCUGUCCAAGAAGGACAGCACGACUAAAGCUCGCGCGUUGGAAGACUUGCAGGCACAUGUCGCGAAGUCGGAAGAGCCAGUAGAGGACGGGCUGUUGGAAGCAUGGGUCAAAAUGUAUCCUCGUGCUUCAAUAGACAACGGUCGCUUCGUAAGGAGCAGUGCGCACGCUCUGCAAGGCCAGCUGGCUGCCGCGGCUGGCAAGAGGUUCGCAAAGCACAUGCCUAAAUCCGUCGGCGCGUGGCUAUGCGGCCUGUAUGAUAGCGACCGCUCCGUGGUGGACGCGACGCAGAGCGCGCUGCGCCAGGUCUUCAGCACACCAGAGAAGAUACAGAAUAUCCGUCGCGCUUACCAGCAACCCAUACUGGAGUACUGCCGCGAUGCAAUCGAUCGGGAGACGCCGCAGACUCUCAGCGACGAGCGGACUGUUAGCCCAGAUGAUGCGGAAGCCAAGUUUAGCAGAGUUAUUUCUGCGUGCAUCUCGCUGCUUGGCAGCCUACUGGCAAACUUGAAGCCGGAAGAAAUCUCGAAACACCAAGCAGACUACGACGGUCUCCUUGGCGACAAAAAGUUGUGGGAGUUUGCGUCGCACAGUGACGCCUCGGUACGGCGAGCAAUUCACCGAUUGCUGAGGACGUGCUUGGAAAAGCAACCAGAAGCAGUGAAGAGCCAUUUGCGGUCAAUCAGCAAGGCCUACCUCGCGACCGGGCUCGAUUCCGACCAGACUGGUUCCUCAGUAGACUACGUUGACACUCUAGCGUUGCUCACUGCUGCCUACCCCACUGUAUGGACAGACGACUACAGUAGCAAGACGUCAGUGGACCGGAGACUGCGACAAUUUCUGAAGAAGGGCUCACAAGCUGGUCCACAGCAGUAUUGGGUUCGAGCGGCCACUCUGCUCGAGGCUGUACCAAAAGACGCCCUGCCUUCAAACGCCGCCGAUGCCAUCAAACUUCUGAGCGCCAUGCACGAUGGCAUCUCGAGGAGGGAAGAAUCGAGGAUCAACCUAGAAGCUGCCUAUGGCGCCUACCUUGGACUUGCCCGGUCGCUUUGCGCAGAUCUAUCUAGUGAGGAUCAGACCAAGGUACUGGAAGACAUGCUGCUGCCCAUAAUAGCGCAGCAUCUACGUCCUUCUCCGGAGACUAGCGACUGGAGCGUACCACCCAGCGCAUUCCAUAUUGUAGCCAAAGCCACGGAUGUUGGCUGUAUGCCGACGAUCCUGGAGACCACGUGGCCGAACUACACCGAGCAGCUCAUCAGCGAUAUAAAGGUCUCAGCUCCGGAGCAAUCCAAAGAUUAUGAAAAAUCCCAAAGUGCUCUGAUACAAAAGGGCACGCGACUUGCUGCACUCCAGAAGCAAGUGCUGGACGGGCAAAACAGCACAAAGUUGCGUGCACUUUUCCAACGCUGCUGCACUUCCAUCAUCCGGGAAGCAUUGACUGUUGUUUCUAACCGAAACGGAAAACCGUAUGGAGCAGCAGGUGUUGCAGCCGAGCUUCUACACCGCGACCGUGAAAUGGUGCUUGCUGAUAAAGAGACUGCUGAUGAUCUCGAGAAAUUCAUUGGUUCGGAACUGCCAAGGCUGAUUCUUACACCAUCUUCGUCACAUCUGGUGGACAUUCUUUACUCCUUGUCUGAGUCCAAAUUGUUCGGGCAGGCUUGGGCAGCGACACUCAAGGCUAUCCUCGAAGGGCCUGAUUCACCCACGAGGACCAAGGCCCUGGAAUCGCUUUUGACCUCACGUAAAGUACCCAAGUCAUUCGACCUCGCGCUGGGCGACUCGUCUCUACAGGGCUAUAUCAAGUCAAGUGUCCGUGAUGCACUGGCCGGAUCUACUGAGUGGGACGCGUUCCAUCGCAUCCUUCAGUCCCCUGCUAAAAUCCUAGCACAGGAGACCACUGACGAGAUAUUGUCGUACAUGACCCAAUCACUUUCGAUAUCACAAGAGGCUCCAUACGCACUACAGGGUCUCCGACAGAUUGUUAGGCAGAACCCUUUGUUACUAAAGGAUUUUCUCUCUACCCAACAGGGCUCAGGUCUGCUGCAAAGCCUGCUGUUGGCAUCCGAGUCGGGCGAUGAGGUCAUCUCUCGAGAUGCUGCUGCUGUCAAUGCAUCCAUACAGACGGUGCUUACUGCUGGAUCGGACACGAAACAGUCAGUGUAUGGACUCCUCCAACAAGGACUCAAAGAAGCGACGCAGACAUCCGUGUCAGUGGAGACUUUGGUCGAACUCGCCAAGCAACUCGUGAAACCCAUAAGCUCUUGGGAGGACAUUGCAGGAGCCUUCCCUAGCACUGAAGACUGGUAUGCAGCACUAUCACCAUUCCUAGAUACCGCACCGAAGACAUCAUUGGCGAUAGCCAAUCCCCUCGGCGGUCUGGUGUACCUGGUGCAACAGGCCCAAAGCAAACCUGCAACAAAGAUUUCCCGAGAUGCUGAUGGAUACUCUGCCGCCUAUCGUAUCACGCAGUACGUCACACGACUCUUCAAAGAUGCAAACGUCUUUCCCAUUGAGAAGGUGCCCUCGGACAUCAGGGAUGGCUUUCUGCACAACAUUGCGCUUACGAUCCAGCUGGCCGAUGACAAUCUUGGUCUAGCUGGUGCCAACGGACUCUGGGCCGAUUACAACCCGGAUGUGGAGGCUGAUGCUAUCGCGUUCAUGGCUGAUGCCCAGCGUUUCGUGGACCAGGAGCUCAAAAACAUGAAAGCGAACCGAGGAUCUGAGUCCAAUGACUUUCUGCUCGAUUGGGCUUUGUCACUCCUGUCCAAAAUUGAGCCCGGAGCGUCUCCCAGGUCUUACUACUUAGCACGCACUUAUAGCGUUUUAAUCUCGGAUGCUCUGGAAAUUUAUGGCUGGCGUAAUUCGGAAAGCGCGAGGCUUCAAGACACACUGAAGACAAUUCGAAGAAGAAAGGAAAUAUUCCCGCUUAUCGGCUUGCUCAACUCUUUCAAGGAGCAAUUCGCGGCCUCAAAGUCGUGUGAGAGAAUGUGCAACGAGCUUGUGGCGGAUCUCACAGGUCUGGACAUCGAACAGAAUCCAGACGAAGGCCUCCAGCAGCUUGUACUGCUCAACAUACUCUUGAACGGUCAAGAAGAAAUUGCACACAGCAUCGCAAAGCAACGCUUGAUAUUCUACGUCAAGCAUGUAAUACCGUGGUUGUCGAACAGUAGUGAUGCUUUCCCUCUUCGCGCCGAAGUCUGCCGUGCGCUUACAGUGUUGUUGCCGCUCAUGAGCGAUCUCUAUGGCGAGCACUGGGGCGAAAUACUCAACACCCUAGGCGACAGCUGGGCAGUCACUUCUGAACUUCAGGAGACCGAGUCUGGAAUGAACAGCCCGAUACCCUUUAUGCACGCAUCUCUCAAGCUGUAUGCUCAGCUGCGUAAAUUAACACAGACCGAAGACCCGAACGACGAUCUCGUCGAUGUUUGGAAGGAGACCGAACAAAAUAUCGCGAACGGCCUCGUUAACCUUCUCAAGCACUCCCACCACUUCCCUGACGAGUUCCACCAACCCUUGAAGAUGGUCAAUGACGUCCUGGCUCGUCAAAUCGCAAAGGUGCCCCUUCAGCACCUGGAGUCGACAGAGGAUCUCUUCCCUCUCUUGUACGUAGAAUCGCAGCCUGUACAGCAGACCGCUUUCAACAUCCUCCACAAGCAAAUUCCCGCAGCGCAGGAACAGAUUUCGAUCGACUCCGCCCUCGAGAAGACUACAGCCCGCCUGCCGGAAGAGCUGCUCUCUCUGAUCCUGGAAGCACCCACCGUAGCUGCACUCGCCGACGCCAACUUCGAACGCAGCAUCCCGCUGCCCCUGCGCGGCUACCUCUUCUCGUGGCUCCUCGUCUUCGACCACCUCGCCCACGCAUCGUUCAAGGUUAAGAACGACUAUGUCGACCACAUCAAGACGGGUGCGUAUCUACCUGGCCUGCUCGACUUCGCCUUCGACUUCCUCGGCCACGCACACAACAAACCCGUCGACAUCUCCCGCCUCGACCCCACCACCUACGAGCCCGACGUCGAGCUCCCGCGCCGCGACGCUCACUGGCUACUCACCCACAUCUACUACCUGUGCCUCCUGCAUCUCCCCUCUCUCACAAAAUCCUGGUACAUCGAUUGCAAGUCGCGUCCCAUCGUCGUGACCCUCGAGCCCUGGACCGAAAAGCACAUCUCACCACCUGUGAUAACCUCGGCGCUGUCCUCAGUCCAAUCCUGGGCCGACACGCUCCCAUCGGACGAGCCUUUCGCUGUGAAAAUCGCACCCCGCGCCCAUGAAAUAACAACUACAUACGCCAUCGACGACGCCACCAUGGCGAUGCGGCUCACCCUCCCGCCCUCCUUCCCUCUCGCCCCCGCGCGCAUCGAAGGCCUCUCCCGCGUUGCCGUCAACGAGCAGAAGUGGCAGUCCUGGCUGCGCACGUCACUCGGCGCAAUCACGAUUUUCAACGGCUCCAUCAUCGAUGCGCUUACCACUUUCAAGCGGAAUGUGGAGGGCGCGAUGAAGGGGCAGACUGAGUGCGCGAUUUGUUAUUCCGUUGUUGGGAGCGAUAAGAGACUGCCGGACAAGCGGUGCAGCACGUGUAGGAAUUUGUUUCAUGGAGGAUGUUUGUUUAAGUGGUUUAAGAGUAGUGGGAGCAGUAGUUGUCCGCUUUGUAGGAAUCCGUUUAAUUACGGGUAGGUGGAUGGGAUGGAAGACAGGCAGAGGGGUUUUUGUGUGUAGUAUGGGAUUUACCGACGUAGGAGAUUAGUGAUGAAGUC